Messenger RNA from Acaulospora morrowiae, 848 nucleotides. NCBI's taxonomy places the organism in Eukaryota, Fungi, Glomeromycota, Glomeromycetes, Diversisporales, Acaulosporaceae. The record is from the annotation of a GenBank genome assembly.
ACUCAAUGACCUCUAUUGGUUUACAAACCAGCCCUCAUCAACUAGAUCCACCAGGUGGAUUAGGACUUGGCACUUCAAGUGGAUCUAUUUCUUCAUCGUCAACAAUGUCAUCCAUAAGCAAAUCAUUGACUCACCAUCCUAAUGUGCCAUCACGGCUUUCUGAAAAAGUUUCUAUAGAUAGGUCAAAGGAAGAUAGGCCUCAGCCAGUUCGAAUACCUCAAACAAAAACAUCCGAAUUUCGUCCACAUAGGUCCAGAAGGAGUAGUAGUAUUACUUCAAACAGUAGCAUCGGUAAAGGAAACGAUGUGAACUUAAUGCAAUCUGACAAUCUUAUUAUGGAUACUUAUUCCAAUUUGGCAUCUCAAGUCAAUGCGCAUUACCAUAAUCAAGAAAAACAUAAUUUGUUAUUUAAGGAAUCAAAUUCCAGUAUCGGAGAUUCAAUAACAAAUCCUGAAGGAAGUAAUAAUAUAAUGGAUGGUUUAGGGAAAAGCUCUGCAACAGGUUACAAUAUUAAAAAAACAAGUGAGCUAGUUAAAGAGUUUGAUCACGAAAAUAUAGCAGUAACAGGGCAUCUCACUGGUAGAGCUGAUAUUAUUUCAGGAUCACCUGUCCAUCAAGUGAAGGUAGGCGCUUCAAAUAAUGACGAUGACGAAUUGCUUUUUACGAUGACUUUGAGCGAGCCUAAUAUCCAAAAGAAUGUUAGUAGUGUGAACGACUUUCAUGAUCAGAACCUAAAUUGUUAUCAUAGCGUUCCUUUAGAUCGUCAGAGUAAAGUUACUGUUGAAGCUUCUGUUGAGGUUGAUGGAGUUGAUAACAGCAAUCAGAUUAAUAUGGUUCCCCCUUCCUAA